UCUGUAACAUUACAUACCGAUCUCGGCGAUCUGAAGAUAGAAGUCUUUUGUGAAUCUGUGCCAAAGACAGCAGAAAACUUUCUUGCCCUAUGUGCAAGUGGAUAUUACGACAAUAAUCUAUUCCACAGAAAUAUAAAGGGCUUUAUGUUACAAGUGAGUCAUUCUCAUCCAAAUCAAAAUAUAUCUAAUACAUUCACUGAAAUUUGUUUUCAGACGGGUGAUCCCACUGGUACAGGAAAAGGAGGAAAUUCAAUCUGGGGACAGAAGUUUAAUGACGAAAUUCGAUCUGUAUUAAAGCAUAAUGCUCGCGGUAUUGUUUCAAUGGCCAACUCAGGACCUAAUACAAAUGGUUCCCAAUUCUUCAUUACAUAUGGAAAGCACCCACAUUUGGAUACAAAAUAUACAAUCUUCGGAAAGGUUAUUGACGGUGCAGAUACUACUCUAGAUGCGAUAGAAAAAAUGCCAGUAGACGAGAAAAAUCGCCCUAUACAGGAAGUGCGCAUUCGAAGUGUAACAAUUCAUGCAAAUCCAAUCGCAGACAAACAUGUUUAA
Messenger RNA from Phycomyces blakesleeanus NRRL 1555(-), 552 nucleotides. RefSeq lists its product as hypothetical. Gene Ontology annotation, molecular function: peptidyl-prolyl cis-trans isomerase activity. The annotation marks the transcript as partial. The transcript is spliced from 4 exons. NCBI's taxonomy places the organism in Eukaryota, Fungi, Mucoromycota, Mucoromycetes, Mucorales, Phycomycetaceae. The record is from RefSeq and is a predicted model, not a curated record. Gene Ontology annotation, biological process: protein peptidyl-prolyl isomerization. Gene Ontology annotation, cellular component: catalytic step 2 spliceosome.